AUGGCGCGCAAAUGCAUCCUCGCAACAACACAGCUCAACCAGUGGGUUCUCGAUUGGGAUGGUAAUCGUGAUCGCAUCAUCGAAGCGAUCCGUCAAGCGAAAGCAGCAGACAUCGAGCAAUACAUCGACCAACAGCCGAGUGCUCGAAUGCUCGAAACGCUGCCGGCUCGCUUCACCACCCUCACCAUCCUCCAAGACUCGACUCUGGUACUUACACCAGAACUGUGCAUACCUGGCUAUGGACUGCUAGAUCACUGGCUGGAGAAUGAUGUCUACGUCCACUCUUGGGAAAUUGCUGCUGCCAUCAUCUCACACGAAGACUGCCAGGACAUUGUUAUCGACCUUGGAUUACCGGUCCAGCACCGAGGCUGCACAUACAAUGCAAGACUUAUCGCUCUCAAUGGGGAGGUGCUGGCUGUGCGACCGAAGCUCGAUCUUUGCAACGAUGGCAACUUCCGAGAGAUGAGAUACUUCACCCCAUGGCCCAGGCAGAGAGUUGAGGACUAUCGUCUACCCCAAGUCAUUCAGUCUUUACCGAAAGGACAGCGGACCACGAGGAUCGGUGAGGUGCUAUUUGAGGCAGAAGACGCGACAUUCGCUUCAGAAACAUGUGAGGAGCUAUGGACGCCAGACUCGCCACACUCAUCCUACUCUCUCGCUGGCAUCGAGAUUGUCCUGAAUUCAAGUGGAAGCCAUCACGAGCUGCGCAAACUCGACACUCGGGUCAACCUCAUCAGAGAAGCCACAGCAAAGACUGGCGGAGUCUACAUGUACUCGAACCAGAAGGGUUGCGAUGGCGACAGACUGUAUUACGAUGGCUGUGCACUGAUUAUGAACUCCGGUCAGGUGGUAGCCCAGGGAGCGCAGUUUUCGUUGCGCGAUGUUGAAGUACAGACUGCAGUUGUAGACCUCGAUGAGAUCUGGCCAUAUCGGACAUCGAGAAGUCGAGGCAUGCAAGCGAACAACCCGGAGCUGCACAAGCUCGAAAGAAUCCAGGUUCCUUUCAGCCUCUGUUCAAGCACAUUGGACUUCACAGAGCCACCAACACCCGCAAGAGAGCCGCGAUACCAUCUGCCGGAGGAAGAGAUUGCUCUGGGACCAGCGUGUUGGCUGUGGGAUUAUCUUCGACGUUCGAGCGCUGCCGGAUUGCUGGUACCUCUCAGUGGUGGCAUUGAUAGCUGUGCUACUGCCACCAUCGUUUUCAGCAUGUGCAGACUGGUCAUUUCAGAGAUCGCGAAGGGAAACCAAGACGUGAUCAAGGACGCUGAGCGACUUGCUGGUUCCGACCCAACAGCUCUUUCUGCACAACAAUUCUGCAACAAAGUCUUCAGCACCGUAUUCAUGGGCAUGCAGCAGCAGUCAUCUAUCGAGACACGGAGUCGUGCCAAGGAGCUCGCUGCAGCGAUAGGAGCACAUCAUAUUGACACAAAUAUCGAUCCGAUGGUUCAGUCGCUGCACUCAGUGGUGGCCGGCAUUCUCAACUUCGAGCCCAAGUUCAAGGUGCACGGCGGAUCGCAAGCAGAGAAUCUGGCGUUGCAGAACUUCCAAUCUCGCUCACGAAUGGUUCUGGCAUAUGCACUUGGUCAGCUCAUCCCCACCUCUCGUGGCGGCGCGGGUGGUCUCCUCAUUCUCGGCUCCGCUAACGUCGAUGAGUGCCUUCGUGGCUACCUGACCAAGUACGACUGUUCUUCAGCUGACAUCAACCCCAUUGGCGGCAUCUCGAAGACUGACCUCAAGCGCUUCAUCAAGUGGGCAGAGACCAACUUCGACCUUCCCAUCUUGCAGCAGUUUCUGGACGCCGUGCCAACAGCGGAGCUCGAGCCCAUCACCGAGACCUACGUUCAGAGUGAUGAGGUCGACAUGGGCUUCACAUAUGACGAGCUAUCGAUCUUGGGACGUCUGCGCAAGACGUUCAAGCUCGGCUACGUGGGCAUGUUCGAGCGUCUCGUGGUCGAGUGGAAGGACAAGAUGCAGCCGCGCGACAUCUACACGAAAGUGCGCAACUUCAUGUACUACUACGCCAUCAACCGACACAAGAUGACGACCAUGACGCCUGGGUUGUACUUGGAGUCGUACACGCCGGAUGACAAUCGAUACGAUCUGAGGCCGUUCCUGUAUCCGCGGUUCAACUUCGAGCAUCGGAAGAUCGAGAAUAUGCUAGACAAGAUGGAGAAGGGCGAAGCUGGCAAAACAAACGGCGCGUGA
Molecule: messenger RNA, 2205 nt
Organism: Fulvia fulva
Lineage: Eukaryota; Fungi; Ascomycota; Dothideomycetes; Mycosphaerellales; Mycosphaerellaceae
Product: Glutamine-dependent NAD(+) synthetase
Exons: 4
Coding region: 1-2205 (734 amino acids)
Biological process (GO): NAD+ biosynthetic process
Cellular component (GO): cytoplasm
Molecular function (GO): glutaminase activity; NAD+ synthase (glutamine-hydrolyzing) activity; ATP binding
Source: RefSeq, a predicted model, not a curated record